CUAUACUGUAUUUCUUGUCAACACCUUUUGUGACCUGCGCACGUUUCCUUCGCGGCCUCACGCUUUCUUUUCUCGGCCUUUGAAUAUGAAUCUCGGCGACCGUGUACAAGUGGAGGUAAUGCCGGAAAGCUUCAUCCUCGCUUCUUCACGCCCCGGGGGACAUUGAGGGGCUGACAAGAACAACGUAGAUUUCGUGACCCGCAGUCGCUCAGAGCUCUGAGAAAUUCGACGCCUUGACAAUAUAGUUUCUCCUCCAACACUUCCCAUCGGCUCCAUACUUUCUGCCUUCAUCGCCGUCGAGGUCGGGAUAUAAUGACCUGUACAAGAUGUGACAAUUGUCAGAUUCUGGCAGCGAUUGGAGUCCAGUAAUCCAGUGGAACCACGUUGGGAUUCUUUUCAUCUCCUGGGGCUAGCAUCAACCUCGUGCUCCCUGAAAUUCAUUCGGAGGCGGCAGACAUGUACUGAGUAACGAAGGCAGAGUAUCUGGAUUCUCGUGGCUUGAUUGCAGUGGUGAUUGGUAGCGAGGAAAAAUGGAAGGAAUUGGGCAGCAUAUUCCGACUUUGCUAGCUGCGGGGCUUGCUCUUGUGUCUCUACGAAUUUACCCCUACUCGCCGUCAUCAGAAAACUCCGUACACCAUGAACACGCGAAGGCGACCAUAACCGAAAUCGAGGACGAGAAUGAUGACCUCGAUACUGACAACACCGAUGGCUCUGUGAAGCCUGUGGUUGUGCAAUGGAGGAACAUUAGUUGUGUGCUCAUGGAUAAGGCAGGAGAAGUGGGCAAGACAUUGUUAAAAAAUAUCAGUGGGGAAGCCAAACCUGGACGGCUUCUUGCCAUAAUGGGACCUUCCGGUUCGGGUAAAACUUCCUUGAUCAAUGUGUUAGCGGGUCAGUUGCCUGCGUCAAAGCAAAUGCGACUCAAUGGGCACCUCCUCGUCAAUGGUCGCCCAGUCAAGAACGCUAAGCACACGGUGGCUUAUGUGAGGCAAGAGGAUCUGUUUUUUUCUCAGCUCACUGUACGAGAAACACUUUCUCUCGCAGCCGAACUUCAACUUGGGAAAGACGUGGACAAGGAGAAGUAUGUGGAUGACCUGCUAAAGCGACUGGGCCUGGGAGGCUGUGCAGGUACAAUUGUGGGAGAUAAGAAGGUGCGAGGCAUCAGUGGCGGUGAGAAGAAAAGACUGUCAAUCGCAUGCGAGCUGAUUGCGAGCCCUUCCGUAAUUUUUGCAGAUGAACCAACUACAGGUUUAGAUGCCUUCCAGGCUGAGCAGGUCAUGGAAACUCUCCGCGAACUGGCUCACGACGGUCACACUGUCAUUUGCUCCAUCCAUCAGCCAAGGGGAUCAAUAUAUGCAAAAUUCGACGAUCUGAUGCUUCUUUCAAAUGGCUCUCUUGUUUAUAUGGGUCCAGCAGGAGAGAAAGCUCUUACUUACUUCGAAAGCAUUGGGUACAAGUGCCCUGAACAUGUGAACCCAGCAGAGUUUUUUGCUGAUCUGAUCUCCAUUGAUUACUCUACUCCAGAGAGAGAAGAGAUCACCCGCGGAAAGCUUGCGAGCCUAGUCAACACAUUCAGUGGUCGGAUAAGUGAAUCUCUUUACGGAAAGUAUGAAAGUGCGGCCGACAACAGUGGAGUAGUAGUGAGAAGUUCAUCGGUGAAGUUAGUUCGCCCACACGUAGGAUGGUGGAAGCAGUUUCGCAUCUUGCUGCGACGAGCCUGGUUGCAGGCAACUCGGGAUGGACCAACAAAUAAAGUUCGUGGAACCAUGUCACUAUCAUCAGCACUGAUCUUUGGGUCCAUUUUCUGGAGGAUGGGACGAACUCAGACCUCUAUUCAAGAUCGGCUUGGUCUACUGCAGGUUGCAGCCGUUAACACUGCCAUGGCAGCCUUGACUAAGACGGUGAAUGUCUUUCCCAAAGAAAGAACAAUCGUGCAGCAAGAGCGAACCAAAGGCUCGUAUGGUUUGAUUCCCUACUUACUGUCGAAGUUGGUUGCGGAGGCACCCAUUAGCGCGGCCUUCCCUCUUGCCUUCGCUGCUGUGGUCUACCCAAUGACCGGACUACAUCCCACGUUUUCCAGGUUUCUCAGGUUGUCAGGAAUCGUUACAGUCGAGGCCUUUGCAGCUUCUGCCAUGGGAUUGACUGUUGGUGCUAUAGCUCCCACUUCGGAAGCAGCGAGUGCCUUGGGCCCAUCGAUCAUGACUGUCUUCAUCGUUUUCGGUGGCUACUAUGUUAAUGAGGAGAACACCCCCUUGGUCUUUCGCUGGAUCCCUAAGGUUUCCAUGAUACGCUGGGCAUUCCAAGCAUUAUGUAUCAACGAGUUUACAGGGCUGAAGUUUUUGAAAGAGAAAUCAUUUGACGUGGAAAAUGGAGAACAGGCAUUGGACAGACUUUCAUUUGGCAAGAGUAGUCUCAGAGAGGCAAUCCUACAAGAAGGCCGUAUCGCACUCUUUUGGUACUACCUCACUUAUUUUUUCCUGAAAAGAAAUAAGCCAAGGUAUCAAAAGUUUGAAGCUCUCCCUCAUCCAACAGCUUUGGCCGAGUGCAGCAGAGCUUCAGGAAAGAGUGAGUCAGACUUUGCAGAAGACAUUACAGACGCUGCAAACGCGAGUGCCGAUGAGGAUCAAGCAAGUGAAUAAGCAUCCAUCAUCACUGUGGCAAAGUGCAGUGACAACUGAAUAGAAGAGAAAGGUGGCACGAAUUUGUCGAAUAUUCUAUCUCUUUCGCCCUUGUACACGUCUUUAUUGUCUCCUUGGAGUUGUAAAUGUCCCUUCGCAAAAGCUGAAAGCAACGGGGUACAAAGGUUACAUUUCUGUUUAAAUUACUCGCAAGAAAAAGCCC
Marchantia polymorpha subsp. ruderalis is the source of this 2838-nucleotide messenger RNA. The record is from the annotation of a GenBank genome assembly. NCBI's taxonomy places the organism in Eukaryota, Viridiplantae, Streptophyta, Marchantiopsida, Marchantiales, Marchantiaceae.